Strongylocentrotus purpuratus (purple sea urchin) is the source of this 2603-nucleotide messenger RNA. It is a transcript of the gene alkbh5, whose product is annotated as RNA demethylase ALKBH5. The transcript is spliced from 4 exons. Gene Ontology annotation, molecular function: oxidative RNA demethylase activity. Lineage: Eukaryota; Metazoa; Echinodermata; Echinoidea; Camarodonta; Strongylocentrotidae. The record is from RefSeq and is a predicted model, not a curated record. The coding region runs from base 120 to 1508 and encodes 462 amino acids. Gene Ontology annotation, cellular component: nucleus. Gene Ontology annotation, biological process: mRNA export from nucleus; mRNA processing.
CCGCAUUGUACAUGUAUGAUUUGCAUGUGCACAUAACGUUAUCAAUAUCAUUGCAUUGCGAAGGUUACGGUAUGUUGACAAUUCUGACAAGGUAACUCUGCGCGAAAGAUAUUGCCAAAAUGGCUUCGGGGUCGAUAGAUUUACGACAUAAACUCGACUCUCAUCAUCGUCGUAGUCACAACAAGCAGAACCGUCGAAUGCCAAGUGGUGAUGACUCUGAUUUCACAGUUGCACCGCGCCGCAAGAGGCGACGUCGUGAUCGCAAUCAUCACUGGCAGCCGAGAUCCUUCGAGGAUGAAAUGGAGGAAGUGAAGAAGAUUCACUCCGGUGUGGCUCAGAUGCAACUCUUCACUGAGGAAGAAUGCAGCGAGAUCGAGGACAAAAUCAACGAGGUCGUCGACAUAGCAGAGAAGGGGCUGUAUCGAGAUCAUACGGUCGACCGAGCUCCCCUGCGCAAUAAGUACUUCUUCGGGGAGGGCUACACUUACGGCUCGCAGCUGAGCAAGAAAGGCCCGGGGCAGGAAAGAUUGUACCCGCCAGGAGAAGUGGAUGACAUACCGCAGUGGGUUCAGGAUCUUGUCGUCAGCAGGGUUGUAGAAGCCGGAUUAGUUCCUCAUGGAUUCAUCAACAGUGCUGUGAUCAAUGACUACCAGCCCGGAGGUUGCAUCGUCUCACACGUUGACCCCAUCCAUAUCUUCGACAGGCCCAUCAUCUCGGUCUCGUUCCUCAGUGACUGUGCACUCAGCUUUGGUUGCAAGUUCUCCUUUCGACCUAUCAGGGUAUCCAAACCCAAGGCCUGUAUCCCCCUGCCCAGAGGCUGCGUUAUGACUCUCAGUGGAUAUGCUGCUGAUGAAGUCACUCAUUGCAUCAGACCACAAGAUGUCACUGCAAGAAGGGCUGUUAUUAUUCUACGACGAGUAUUUCCAGAAGCCCCAAGACUGGAGCCUGUUGGCUUACCUUCUCCUGCACCUGUAUUAUCAUCAUCCAGCAAUGAUGUGAAAAAACAUGGACAUGAAAAACAGAAUAAAGAGGAUGAAAAAACAUCCUCAUCUCAUCCAAAGCAUCAUCGACAUCAUCAUCAUCACCGCCACCAUCAUCAUCACCAUGGAAACCAUGAUGAUGAUGAUGAUGCGGAUAAGAGCAAGGUUAAGAUGAAAUCAUCGGUAGCAGUGGUCGGAUCUGUAGACGGGAUAAUGCCAUCAAAUGGGGUUGAAAUUCAUCCCAGCGGGCUGGAAGAUGAUGGGGAGGGAAAAAAGGGCGCGUCCAGGCGGUCUCCGAGAAAGGGGUCAUCCCCUAGGGGGAUACCGGGGGAUGAGACGGGUCAAUGUCACACCAAGCAAGAAGAGGUAGGCAAGAGCCCUCAUAGGGAGGACAAUGACAGUAAUGGACAUGGUAGGCCUCGGAAGAGACGAACAGAGGAAACAGGAGAAGGUGACAGGGAUGGUGGCACCAAUCAUCACCAUGGCAACAAGAAAAUCAAGAUCAGCAGGCCUCCACCUCCUUCUUGAAGUUGUAUUUAAAGAAGAUUGGGAGUGAACAAAACAUCAAGAGAGGGAUUUUCAUUUGAUGUUUGAAGUACAUAAAAUUUAAAUUUCCUGUUCUACAAGUUGGUAUUGUGCACUAUCUGUUAAGGAUGGACUUAUUCAAUUUGAAAUAUUGCAUGUAUCAAAUAAGAUAUUGACUUUCAACACAGGUAAGUGAAGUUGUGUAUGCUUAUUCAUACGUUAUAUAGCACCUAUUCAUGCUAUAUAAAUCUUGAAAAUGCUAUUCAAAUGUUGAAUGAUUUUUAUAAAUUAAUUUGCCUAUACGUGAACCAAGAUAUCACUUGCAGUUAUAUUCAAACAGUUUGCAAAGGAUGCAUUUUCAUUCUCUAAAAAAAAACAUUUUGUUUGAAUUAUAUUAUUGUGAAUUAUGUGAAGAACCCAAGUACUCUGUUCAAGAAUAUUUUUCUUGCUGAUGUCAAAACCUAAUAAAUAGGUGAGAUUAGAACAUAGACAUUGCAUAACUUUUGACAGUUUCUCCAUUCUGGGGAAGUAAUAUUUUGUAUAUGCAUUCACUGAAUUGAUAUACCGGUAUUUGAUAAAUAGAUAUCCUAUCUUCUGGAACACCUGUAUUUUUAUGUCAUGAACCAUUUUUAACACCUGAAAUAUAUCACCUAGACACCGUACAAAGGACAUCUCAAUAUACAAAGAUUUUUGUUGUUGUUGUUUUUUUUUUUGCUUUCCUUUUUAAAAAAUUGUAAGUGUCCAGAAUCCUCUUUCCGUGGCAUAUUGAAUUAAGGUUGUAUACUUUCUCAAGUAUGGACAACUAAUGAACUCUAUUAAUAACCUUACUUUCACUUUAGUUUUACAAUCACCAAAAUGUGUUUUGCUCUUGAUGUAAAGGGUUCCAUGUGGCUAUACUUUAGUCAAAAUAUGAGCUCCAAAUACAAACAAAAUUGCAGUUCAUAUACAUUUUCAGUGAACAGUAAACGUCUUGUUCGGUAGACUUGGGUUCCAUGCGAGUCAUAGACGUUGAGUUUUAAAGGUAAAGACCAGUAUUGGAAACGCCCCAAUUUCAAAAAAUGAAAUGGAAGCUCUUAUUUCCAAUCAUGUGAAAGAAUA